AUGGGGACCUCGCUGUCCUCCCCAGUUAAGGUAGCUCUUCAUGAGCUUCUUGAUAGUAAAGGCUUGAAAUUUAAAGAUCAAGCUUUGGAGCAAUUUCUUAGUGAGGUGGAAAUGUUGGCUCCGUGGUUUGCAGUGUCAGGAAACCUGUCAUUAGCCUGCUGGGAUAAAUUAGGAAGGGAUCUGGACCGAGCAUGGGAGGAGGGUAAUCUGCAGGACAAAAAGGGAAAGACGGGGGUGCGAGGGAUCUGGAAGGUUAUUCGCACCUGCUUGACUAGUGAGGAGUGUGUUCCUGCCAUUCAAGCAACAAUGGAAGCAUUAGAGCAAGUGAAAGAGAUGUGGUCAGAGACUCGAUCUACUAGCUCAAAACAGUCAAAAGAGAGAGAAAAGGGAGGAGUACGAGGAGUCUGGAAGCUUGUAUGUAGCUGUCUAGAGGAUGAAAGAUGCUGCCUAGCGCUAGAGAAAACAACUGAAGCACUAGAACAGCUAAAAGAGGAGGAAAUCUCUGAGGGUGAAUUAGAGAAACUAGAAAUAGAAACGAAACUGGAAAUAGAAUCAACUGCACCAGGGCCGCCCUGGCCGCCUCCGAACAAUCCUACUGGAGGUUUGGGAAGGAGUUUUUGUCUUGAGGCCUGGAGGGAGUUAAGAGCACAAUAUUUUAUGGUUGCUAUUUGCAUUAAUGGCUUAAACUGCUUCUUUAAAUUUCUUGCCUGGAUUUAUACGGGUUCAGCAAGUAUGUUCUCAGAAGCUAUACACUCAUUAUCUGAUACUUGUAACCAGGGUUUGCUAGCACUAGACAUCAGCAAGUCUAUUCAAACACCAGAUUCUUCUCACCCAUGUGGCUUUUCAAAUAUGCACUAUAUUUCUUCAUUGAUUAGUGGUGUUGGUAUUUUCAUGAUGGGUGCAGGACUCUCUUGGUAUCAUCGAGUCAUGGGAUUGCUUCAUCCUCAACAAAUGGAAUCCCUCCUAUGGGUGUAUUGUAUUUUAGCAAGAUCUUUGGUGUCUGAAGGAGCAACACUUCUUGUUGCCAUAAGUGAACUUCACAGGAGUGCUCAGGCCAAGGGCACGUCAUUUUAUAAGUAUAUCAUGGAAAGACGUGAUCCGAGUACAAAUGUCAUUCUGUUGGGGGACGCUACAGCUGUUUUAGGAGUGAUAAUCUCGGCUACCUGCAUGGGCCUUACCUCCAUAACAGGCAAUCCAUUGUAUGACAGCCUGGGUUCCUUGGGUGUGGGCAUCUUACUAGGUGUGGUCUCGGCAUUCCUCAUCUAUACUAGCACAGAAGCACUCCUAGGACGAUCUGCGGCUGAUUGA
Messenger RNA from Arvicanthis niloticus (Nile rat), 1308 nucleotides. The record is from RefSeq and is a predicted model, not a curated record. Lineage: Eukaryota; Metazoa; Chordata; Mammalia; Rodentia; Muridae.